ACAUCGGCUGGUCGAGUCUAUGGACCGUCUUGAAGACAGGAUGUGUAACAAACACGACCGACUUCUGGAGCUAUUCUGCCAGACUGAACAGGUGUGUGUGUGUCAGUUCUGCACAGUGACAGACCACAGGUCCCAUCCUAUUGUGACUCUAAAGGAAGAAUAUGACAUGAAGACGGCCCAGCUGGGGAAGAUAGAGGCUGAAGUUCCACAGAUGAUCCAGGAGAGACAAAAAAAUAUCCAGGAGAUUAAAGAAACAGUUAAACGCAGCAAAGCAGACGCAGACAGAGAGAUAGCCGAUGGUGCGCAGGUCCUCACUGCUCUGAUGCGCUGCAUUGAAAAGUGCCAGGAGGAUCUCAACCAAAUGGUUAAAGAGAGACUGAAAGACACAGAGAAACAAGCUGAAGACCUCAUCAAAGAGCUGGAGCAGGAGAUAGAAGAUCUGACCAAUAGAAGCUCAGAGGUGAGGCAGCUCUCAAACACUAAAGACCACCUCCACUUCCUCCAGGCCUUCAGAUCCCUGAAGGAUCCUCCACCCACAAGGGACUGUACGAAGGUGGAGAUCCGUCCCCCGUUUUACGUAGGGACCUUGAGGAGAUCCCUGGAUCAGCUGAAUGAGAAACUGAACAUGGAGAUUAAGAAUUUGCGUAAUGUUGCUGAACUGAAGAGGGUCCAGCAGUAUGAAGUAGAUGUGACUCUGGAUCCUGAUACAGCUCAUCCCCGUCUCAUCCUGUCUGAGGAUGGGAAACAAGUACAUGCGGGAGAUGUAGUGAAUUAUCUCCCAGACAACCGUAAGAGAUUUAAACAGUAUAUGCAUGUUCUCACGAGGCAGAGCUUCUCCUCAGGGAGAUUUUACUUCGAGGUCCAGGCUAAAGACAGGACUGUAUGGUCUUUAGGAGUGGCCAGAGAGUCCAUCAACAGAGUAGGUGGAAUCAUAGAGACCCCUGGGAAUGGUUUAUGGAUUCUUGACUCCAACACCAAUGGGUUGGUAUUUAAAGAUAACCCUGCUGUCUGUCUCCCUCUGAAAGCUAAGCUCCAGAAAGUUGGGGUGUUUGUUGAUUAUGAUGAGGGUCUGGUCUCCUUCUAUGAUGUGGAAGCCAGGGUUCAUAUCUACUCUGCUACUGGCUGCACUUUCAGUGAGCCUCUCUAUCCGUUCCUCUCUCUAAGUCAUUAUGGAGGUAUAAACUCUCCCCCCCUGAUCAUCUCACCUGCCAUUGAAACAGACUAGGGCCUUUGUUUGAUAAUCCAACAAACAAACGACCAUAAACAAAGAAUGUUGUUUUCUGAAUGAUAAUCUCUACUAUUUGUGAUCUGAGAGGUCUGCAUUGAGGUGCCACUGCUGUCAUCUAACAAGGAGAAAUUCAUAAAGAAAUAUCCCUUACUAUUAUAAAAUAUAGCCCAUUGUAAAUUAUUAGAUUCCACUAUAUUUUAUAAAUGUGUGUUUCCCCUGUUAUUUUUCUGAGUUUAUUGCUAUAAUAUUGUAAAUGGUUGCAGUUAUAACAUGUCUGGGGGAUACGGUUGUUUAUGUUACAUUACUAUUAGUUUAUAUUCUGGAAUCAUGAAUGACUGAGGCAAUUUAUCUUUCUAUACUUUUCUGAUUUCAAUAAAAUGGAAAAAAAUGGAAUCGGUACCUUCUUUGUGGAAUAGAUAUUUUCAGGGGAAUAGGUACAUUACGUUUGUACACACAUUGUACUAUUUCGAUUUGCUUAGUCAAAUAUUUGAAGAACUUAAACUUGGGUGGUGUGGAUUUGAAAGAAAAGGCACAUACAAAAAUAUACCUUAUAUGUCUCUGCUACUGGCUGUAUUUUUAGAGAGCCCCUUCAUCCAUGUGAUCAUGAGGGUGGCACAAAACUGACAAGGACCUUUUUUAAUAAUAAAAUAACCAAAACAACUGA
This is a messenger RNA of Gadus morhua (Atlantic cod), 1892 nucleotides long. Its product is annotated as zinc finger protein RFP-like. The coding region runs from base 20 to 1225 and encodes 401 amino acids. The transcript has a single exon. The record is from RefSeq and is a predicted model, not a curated record. Gene Ontology annotation, molecular function: protein binding; zinc ion binding. Lineage: Eukaryota; Metazoa; Chordata; Actinopteri; Gadiformes; Gadidae.